Dendrobium catenatum is the source of this 2867-nucleotide messenger RNA. Its product is annotated as disease resistance protein RGA5-like. Gene Ontology annotation, molecular function: ADP binding. NCBI's taxonomy places the organism in Eukaryota, Viridiplantae, Streptophyta, Magnoliopsida, Asparagales, Orchidaceae. The transcript has 2 exons. Gene Ontology annotation, biological process: defense response to other organism. The record is from RefSeq and is a predicted model, not a curated record.
GGAGAAAAAACUGCUGGACAAGUUUGGAAAUCUACUUAAAACCAAUUUCUUAAAUUUGUUGGGUUGUCGGCUUCAAUCGCUUUUCACGUUACAUGUUCGUCAUGAGAUCGCAGCUGAGAUUCAAGACCUCAAAUACAGGAUUGCCCACAUAAGUGAUUGCCGAUUGCGUUAUGGCAUUACUACAAUAACCUCAUUCUCCUAUAAUGUUUCUAGCUCAAUGGGAUCCUGCUUCGUCGACCAUCGACUUGGUGCCUUGUUCACGCAAGAGGCUUAAUUGGUGGGCAUUGAUGAACCUAGAAGAAUGCUUAAAGAUUUACUGAUUAGGGAUGAGCAGCAAUGUAAAUUCAUCUCAGUGUUAGGCAUGGGCGGACUUGGUAAGACCACUCUCACAAAAAGAGUAUAUGAGGACCUUCAAAUGACAAAUGAGUACUUUGAUUGUCGUGCCUGGAUCACCAUCUCACAGUCAUUCAACCUGAAUGUUCUUCUAAGAGACAUCAUCAGGCAAGUCGCAUCUCCUGACUAUAAAAUGGAUCUCAAGAAAAUACAAAAGAAUUCUAUUAACAAAAUUGAAUGCAAGGAGGGCUUUGACAACAUGCAAAGUAAGGAGGAUCUCAUCAAACAACUUGAAAAUUUUCUACAUAACAAACGUUAUAUUAUAGUGUUAGAUGACAUAUGGAGCAUUGACGCAUGGGAGAUCAUAAAAUAUGCUCUACCCAAAAACAACAAUCGAAGCAGAGUAAUAGUCACAACAUGAAUAGAAGAAGUUGCGAAUAAUUGUUGUGUCGAUACUAGUGGGGCUGACUAUGUCUACAAGCUAGAGCUGCUCUCAAAGUAAAAGUCAAUGGAGUUGUUCUGUAAGAGAGUGUUUGGUCCCGAUAAGCACUGGCCGGAGCAUCUAAAGAAUGUAGCCAAUGAUAUUGUUGCAAAAAGUGGUGGACUUCCACUUGCGAUUGUUGCAAUGGACGGAGUUCUCAAAAGCAUGCCAACCCUCAACGACCAUCACCUAUGGAAAAAUUUGCUCAACAACUUAUCCUUAAUGCUUGAAACCAAACCAAGCCUUGAAGGCAUGAAAUAGGUGUUGCUUCUUAGCUACAAUCACCUCCCACACCUCCUCAAGCCUUGUUUUCUAUAUCUUGGCAUUUUUCCAGAGGACCAUCUCAUUAAACGCAAGAAUUUGAUUCAACUCUGGGUAGCUGAGAGGCUAGGGUGCAGUCAAUAUGCCAUGAGCGCAGAGGUUGUAGCAGAGUACUAUUUCAAUGAGCUAGUUAGUAGAAGUUUUAUCUUGCCGUCAAAAGUGGGUAGGACUGAGAAGGUGAAAAGCUGUCGAAUUCAUGAUUUCAUGCUUGAAGUUAUUAUCUUCAAGUCAAAGGAGGAAAAUAUGGUUUCAAUUGAUGGCAAGCUGAGUAGAGAAACUCUUCAAGAUGAAAAUGUGAUUCGACGAUUAUCUCAUCAGAGAGAAAGCAAUCAAAUUGGAUGCUAUCCAGAUAAUGUUGACCUAUCACAGGUUACAUCAUUGUCUAUUUAUGGUUAUGAAAAGAUCCCAGCCUUGCUUCCAAGAUUCAAAUUACUGAGAGUCUUGGUGUUCGAAUAUUAUCAAUUUAACCAUGAAGCAGAAAUGGGUAGCUUCUUACAAAUUCUUUCUAAGUUAAGGUAUCUUCGAUACUUGAGCCUGAAAAAAACCUAUCUAAAAACUUAUUCAAAAAAUUUAAAGUCUACCUUCCUCAAAUCUUUAAGUAAGCUUCAGAAUUUAGUGACAUUGGACAUAAGUUUUGUUGGCUUACAUACGUUAUAUUCCUCAGUUGCAAAACUUCGACAGCUUCGCCAUCUUCUUAUAUAUUGGUCAACUAUUAAACUUGGAAUGUUGAGAAAUCUCAAAGAUUUGCAAACAUUGGAGGGCUUGGAAAUUAAUAAUAUGAAAGAAGAUGAGGAACUAGGGUACCUAACUCAAUUGACGAAGCUACGGAUUAUCGUGGUUUCAAGAUCUCCAAAAAUAUAUACCUCAUUAAGUGCUUCUCUAGAAAAAUUAAGUGGGUCUCUUCUUUCCUUGGCCUUAUUUGGCUUGCCAAAACCAUCGCAAAUAUUUUAUUUGAACAUAAAAAAUCCUACUUCCUUUCUCACAAGCCUAACCAAAUUGGAUAUACAUGUAGAAAAAAUGGAUGACUUGGAAGUCUUCAAAACUCUUCCCAACUUGCUUUGCCUUAGACUAUGUCACAUUUUGAGCAUGUCACUAGAGUUGUCGUUUAGUGAUGGAGGUUUUCGAAACCUGAAGAUAUUGCAAUUCUGUGAUCUGCUUCGUAUUGAGUUCCAGAUGGAUUGCAUGCCUGUUCUUGAGAAACUUGUUUUCAAAUUGUGCUCGCAACGUACACGUGUCAUUGGAAUUGGAUUUUUGCCAUGCCUUCAAGAGAUUAAGCUUAAAUAUGUGCCACAGGGAUUCUUAAAAGUAUUGAAGUUGGAAGUAGAGAAACACAAGAACAUUCCCAAAAUUACGACAAUUGCUGAAAUAAAGUGACUAAAAUAAAAGCUUUGGGAUUGAAUUGUUAGCCUACAUGCAGAUAUUAUAGCUCCUCUUUUACAAGACUUGAUUUUACAUGUUUAUCUCCCCCAACCAAACACUUAAACGGUUCUUGAAAUUGGAGAUUUGCUAUCUUAUUUAAAAUUUAUCUCAUCAUGUAAAACAUCUUCUAAGUUCAAGAGCAUUGAUGUGGUUCAUGCUCAACACAAGUUAAUAUAAUAUUAAUGCUUGAAUUAUCAAUGUACUUUUUAUUUAUUUUUUUAAGUUUUAAAUUUUUAUUUCUAAUGAAUGGAUGUUAGUUGUGACAGACAUUAGUAAGAGAAUGCUAAGUGCCUAGUCUGUUGGUAUUUUAAUC